GGAGCGACCGCUGCGAUGGAUCCUCCCGCCGGCUUUGUGCGCGCCUGCAAUCCAGCUGUCGGUCCCGAGAGCCCCCUGCCUCCGGAGGACACACAUUUCCGGGCCGCCCACCACCCAGAUCGCACCGCCUGCCCACAUCUACUCCGGCCCGUUCGGUCCCCGUCGGGCCCCAGUCGUCCCCCCGAAAUGCCGGUCGACUUUACCGGGUACUGGAAGAUGCUGGCCAACGAGAAUUUCGAGGAGUACCUGCGCGCGCUGGAUGUCAAUGUGGCCUUGCGCAAAAUCGCCAACUUGCUGAAGCCAGACAAAGAGAUCGUGCAGGAAGGCGACCACAUGAUCAUCCGCACGCUGAGCACUUUUAGGAACUACAUCAUGGACUUCCAGGUUGGGAAGGAGUUUGAGGAGGAUCUGACGGGCAUAGACGACCGCAAGUGCAUGACCACGGUGAGCUGGGAUGGGGACAAGCUCGAGUGUGUGCAGAAGGGCGAGAAGGAGGGACGUGGCUGGACCCAGUGGAUUGAGGGUGACGAGCUGCACCUGGAGAUGAGAGUGGAGGGUGUGGUCUGCAAGCAAGUAUUCAAAAAGGUGAACUGAAGCUUAAGCAGAUCUUGGUCUCUAGGAAUGAGUGACAUGACGGGGCACCGGGGUCCCCCCCUUUCUGCACAGCAUGGGGCAGAGAUGCCUGGCUACCCCCGCCUCUGUUAGCAGAGUCUGUCUCUUGGUGUUGUCUCUUUUCCUUUUCUUCAAAUGAAGCCAUCCCAAUAAAAGUGGUUUCUGCUUGA
Capra hircus (goat) is the source of this 782-nucleotide messenger RNA. RefSeq names its product retinol binding protein 1 (gene RBP1). The record is from RefSeq and is a predicted model, not a curated record. Gene Ontology annotation, cellular component: cytosol; nucleus. Lineage: Eukaryota; Metazoa; Chordata; Mammalia; Artiodactyla; Bovidae. Gene Ontology annotation, molecular function: fatty acid binding. Gene Ontology annotation, biological process: vitamin A metabolic process; retinoic acid biosynthetic process; fatty acid transport.